Messenger RNA from Aspergillus nomiae NRRL 13137, 855 nucleotides. RefSeq lists its product as uncharacterized. The record is from RefSeq and is a predicted model, not a curated record. The transcript has a single exon. Lineage: Eukaryota; Fungi; Ascomycota; Eurotiomycetes; Eurotiales; Aspergillaceae. Bases 1 to 855 code for a protein of 284 amino acids.
AUGGCAGACGUUGGUACACAGUCCCUGGGGAUCAAUUUGCCUCCAGGCUACUCCCUCCAAACCGCAGCAGCUCGUCCAGACAUGUAUGAGACCUUGUUUGAUCCCGAACAUCCAAUGAGCUCUCUUUGGCCCAAAUUCAUUACAUCGACGCCUGUUACGGAAAAAUACUGGUCACAAUUGACAGAAAUUCCACUCUUCGCGUCAUACCAAUUGGUAAUCCUCCACAAAGACGUGGAUAACGAGUACGAAUCAGUGGUGGCUUGUGGAAAUUCAAUUCCAGUCCGUUGGCCACUCAAUGACUUGCCCGAUGGUGGAUGGGAAGCUAUCCUGCAGGCUGGUAUUGAGAACUAUCAAGCCGGCCGUGAACAGCCUCCCAAUUUGCUUUCCGCGCUUAGUGUCAUGGUGCACCCCGCUCACAGACAGCACAGGCUGGCUGAUAUUCUCAUCUCCACUUUGAGAGGGCUCGCCAGUCAGGCCCACUUUGAAGCCUUGGUUGUACCUCUGCGGCCAACCAGGAAGAGCGAACAUCCUACGGUGCCUUUACAGGAGUACGUGCAUUGGAAACUUGAUGAUCAUACCCCGUAUGAUCCAUGGCUGAGGAAACACCUCGCAUACGGAGGCCAAAUUUUUCGAAUUGCUCACCGCAGUAUGACAAUCACCGCGCACGCGGAUCAGUGGAAAGACUGGACUGGAUGUGACUUGGCCGCCUUAGCCAAGUCAGGCGUGGAGACCUCCUCAGGGGGGCAUAUCGAUGUACCUAUCCCCGGUGCCCUGGUACCUGUCCAAUAUGACCCCGUUUCCGAGACUGCUUCGUAUGUGGAGCCCAAUGUCUGGGUAGUUCACCCAAUGCAUUAA